Molecule: messenger RNA, 3203 nt
Organism: Terrapene triunguis (Three-toed box turtle)
Lineage: Eukaryota; Metazoa; Chordata; Testudines; Emydidae
Gene: DPYSL4
Product: dihydropyrimidinase like 4
Exons: 14
Coding region: 159-1883 (574 amino acids)
Cellular component (GO): cytosol; cytoplasm
Molecular function (GO): hydrolase activity, acting on carbon-nitrogen (but not peptide) bonds, in cyclic amides
Source: RefSeq, a predicted model, not a curated record
CACAGACGCCACGAAAAGCCGCCCGCUCCGGCCACUCCGCCGAGGAGAGGCGUCGGGCCAGCCCCAGAGCCAGGAGGGACCCCCGGCCCCGCAGCGCACCUGCCGAGGGUGGAUUCCUGCCCCUGGCGCUCGCUCGGAAAGGAGGCAGCUGCGGGAAGAUGUCGUACCAAGGCAAGAAGAACAUCCCCCGGAUCACGAGUGACCGGCUUCUAAUCAAAGGAGGAAAGAUCGUCAAUGAUGAUCAGUCAUUUUAUGCUGAUAUCUAUGUGGAAGACAGUUUGAUAAAGCAAAUUGGAGAAAACCUGAUAGUUCCUGGUGGCGUCAAAACUCUUGAUGCCUAUGGCCAGUUAGUUAUGCCAGGAGGAAUAGAUGUCCACACUAGACUACAAAUGCCUGUGAUGGGAAUGACCUCUGCUGAUGACUUCUAUCAAGGCACAAAAGCAGCCCUAGCAGGAGGAACCACCAUGAUACUUGACCAUGUAUUCCCUGACUCUGGAAUGAAUCUGCUUGCUGCAUAUGACCAAUGGAGAGAGUGUGCUGAUAACAAAGCCUGUUGUGAUUAUUCACUGCAUAUUGACAUCACACGCUGGCAUGAGAGCAUAAAAGAGGAACUGGAAGCUCUAGUGAAAGACAAAGGUGUGAACUCCUUUCUAGUUUUCAUGGCUUAUAAAGACAAGCUCCAGUGCACUGACGCCCAGAUGUAUGAAAUAUUCAGCAUUAUUCGCGACCUGGGUGCCAUUGCCCAAGUGCAUGCUGAAAAUGGAGACAUCAUUGACGAGGAGCAAAAGAGACUGUUGGAACUUGGAAUUACUGGGCCAGAGGGGCAUGUUCUUAGCCACCCAGAGGAGGUUGAAGCAGAGGCAGUGUACCGUGCAAUUACAAUAGCAAAACAAGCCAACUGCCCGUUGUAUGUCACAAAAGUAAUGAGCAAAGGUGCCGCAGAUGUGAUAGCUCAAGCAAAGCGAAAAGGCACAGUUGUGUAUGGAGAGCCAAUUACAGCGAGCCUUGGCACGGAUGGAUCACACUACUGGAGUAAGAAUUGGGCUAAAGCUGCAGCCUUUGUUACAUCCCCACCAAUUAGCCCUGACCCUACUACAUCCGAUUAUCUCACUUCUCUGUUAUCAUGUGGGGAUCUGCAGGUUGCAGGCAGUGCCCACUGCACAUUUACCACCGCACAGAAGGCAGUAGGAAAGGAUAACUUUACCCUUAUUCCAGAGGGAACAAAUGGCAUUGAAGAAAGAAUGUCAAUAAUUUGGGAGAAGUGUGUGGCCUCAGGGAAGAUGGAUGAGAAUGAUUUUGUAGCAGUGACCAGUACAAAUGCAGCCAAAAUCUUUAAUUUUUAUCCCAGAAAGGGACGAAUUGCUGUAGGUUCUGAUGCUGACCUAGUUAUAUGGAAUCCCAAGGCUACGAAAAUUGUCUCAGCAAAAACCCACCAUCUGAAUGUGGAAUAUAAUAUAUUUGAAGGAACAGAGUGCCGUGGUUCCCCUACUGUUGUUAUAAGUCAAGGAAAAGUUGUGCUGGAAGAUGGAAACCUCUUUGUCAUCCAAGGGUCUGGUCGCUUCGUUCCUAGAAAGACAUUCCCUGAUUUUGUUUAUAAAAGAAUAAAGGCAAGAAACAGGCUUGCUGAAAUUCAUGGUGUUCCCAGGGGGCUUUAUGAUGGGCCAGUUCAUGAUGUCAUAGUGACUGCUAAAGCUGCAGCCCCCACUCCUACUUCAAGGAUAGCUCCCUGCUCAGGCAAAAUACCAACUCUUCCUGUCCGUAAUCUGCAUCUGUCAGGAUUCAGCUUGUCUGGAUCUCAAACAGAUGACCAUAUUGCAAGACGCCCUGCUCAAAAAAUCAUCGCACCCCCUGGUGGACGUUCCAAUAUUACAUCUUUGUCAUAAUGAUUCCAAAUGUGAUGUAUUGUAUUCCUUGCCAAUCAGUCUUGGUUUCCACUGGAGCAGGUGAUCUGGAGAACUGCAUUUUUCAACAUCAGUUUCACAUUUACAGAAAAUGUAUCUUACAAGAUUGCCUUGUUUACACUCACCCAGAACACCUUGCUUUAUGAGGGGGGGAGGGAUAGCUCAGUGGUUUGAGCAUUGGCCUGCUAAACCCAGGGUUGAGAGUUCCCUCCUUGAGGGGACCAUUUACGGAUCUGGACCAAAAAUUGUGGAUUGGUCCUGCUUUGAGGAGGGGGUUGGACUAGAUGACUUUCUGAGAUCCCUUCCAACCCUGAUAUUCUAUGAUUUUUACGAGCUGUAAGCAACAGAAGUGCAGAUCUAAGUAGCAACCUUAACAAUUAAUUAUAAUGUGCAAGGGUCUUGGGUGGAGUGGACACCAGGACAUAUAAAAUUGAUCUGCCAUCAAGCUCAGGAUGAAAUUAGCCAUGCAUCAGUUUACCCACCCCCCAUCUUUCUCUGAGUGGAAAAUAGGCUAAAAAUACCCGAGAUAAUAGAACUCCCAUCAAGUAUUUUAAAUAUGUUUCUCUCUCAAAUAGAUAUUCAGCAGAUCUUUAACACGUGCAUGUAAACAAUAAGAAGUUCAUUUAAAAAUGUGUUCAGCAGUGCUGCUGGCUGUCUUGUAAUCAGGACAAAGCUGUAGACAUGUUUUGUGUUUAAUAGGUUCUUUGUUUCCUUUCCAAUAACAACUACUGCCCUUUGUACUCUAAGGAAUUUUAACUGGUAAACACUCAACUCUGUAUGUUUUUAAUACAGUUAGUUAUAUAUAUCUUGUGGUUGAAAUGAUCAAUAAUCAUCUAUUUAUACUAUCUCAUUGCGCAGGCCUUGAACAUGCCUUGGGAAUCAUUGUCACUCUGUACCAAUGUGACAGCAUGAAUAUAAGAAAUCGAAGUGUGGUCUGAAUGUUCAUGGAGUUAGUUGUCAUAGUGUCGAUAUAGGCAUACUAAUGCAUUGAGUUUUUUGGUUUUUUUUCAUAGUUGUAUUUCUGGAACACAGAGAUGACAGUGGAAGUUCCAGUGUAUUUUAGUCUUUUUGUUAGACUUGUUUUUUAAAGAUUAUUUAUACAAUUUUCCAAGUACCAAGCAGAGGCACUUUCGAAGGCCAGUUGCAUCUGAUGGACUCUUUUAUAAAGCUUAAUACAACAGGUUUAUUAUAUUUAAAGCUAUGUACAGUAAAGGUGAUCUUAUAUGCAGUAUUAUUCCAUAAAACUAUGCAUGUAAUGUCAACAAAAUCACUAUUUUGUUUUUUGUUCAUUGCUUUCAAUAA